This is a messenger RNA of Sciurus carolinensis (gray squirrel), 613 nucleotides long. RefSeq names its product lipocalin 8 (gene Lcn8). The coding region runs from base 1 to 552 and encodes 183 amino acids. The transcript has 7 exons. Lineage: Eukaryota; Metazoa; Chordata; Mammalia; Rodentia; Sciuridae. The record is from RefSeq and is a predicted model, not a curated record. Gene Ontology annotation, molecular function: small molecule binding.
AUGGCGGCCAGGCUGCGGGGCGCCGCCCUGGGUGUGCUCCUGGUGCUCUGGGUGCAGGUGGCGUCCACCUUGGUGGACCUAGACCUGCAGAAGAUUUCAGGCUUCUGGCGGGAAGUCGGUGUGGCCUCCAAGUAUAAUGUGGCCCUGAAGGCUGGGAUGAAGGUGGAGGGCUUGUUCAUCACCUCGAGUGGUCACAACGUGACCGUCAAGGCUACCUACAACAGCUCAGGAAGCUGCGUGACAGAGAAAGUGGUGGGCUCAGGAAGAGAUGCGGUGGGAAAACUGGCUUUCCCUGGCCACAGGGAGAUCUUUGUGCUGGACACAGACUAUGAGCACUACGCCAUCCUGAGAGUGUCCCUGCUUUGGCGGGGCAAGGAGUUCCACGUGUUCAAGUACCUCACUCGGAGCCUUGACACUGAGGAUGAGCCUGGAUUCUGGAGGUUCCGGGAGAUGACAGCAGACACGGGCCUUUACCUGGUGUCCAGGCACAGGAGGUGUGCGAAGCUCCUGAAGGAGCCCAGUGCCCAGCGGUCGGCACUGCCCCACCUGUGACCAGAGACACUGAGUCCAGGGACCGGAUCUUUGCCAAAGCCAGGCAGCUGGGAGCCCUAAC